Daphnia pulicaria is the source of this 1063-nucleotide messenger RNA. RefSeq names its product class A basic helix-loop-helix protein 15-like. Bases 351 to 956 code for a protein of 201 amino acids. Lineage: Eukaryota; Metazoa; Arthropoda; Branchiopoda; Diplostraca; Daphniidae. Gene Ontology annotation, molecular function: protein dimerization activity. The transcript is spliced from 5 exons. The record is from RefSeq and is a predicted model, not a curated record.
CAUUCACAGCCGAGGGUUCUUCCUUAAGGGCUCUUAACGAAUGAUUGAUAUUGAGGUUGAUUUUCAGAUGAGCGUGACAUAGCGGAGCUUUGGUGUUGUUUCGAACUGCUUUCUCCGUAACGAUUGUACUGGAAAGAAAAAAAGUGAAUAGUCCUCCCUUCCUCCUUUCUAUCACUACACCAGCAUUCACAAGGGUCGGCCUCCUUUCCCCUGGCAUCAAUGCUGCUCAACCAGUGAAAUGAGUUUUAGUUUACUUCCCAAUAUUCUCGUGUUCAGCUUGAAGCAGGUUUCUCUCUCAUGAAAUGUGCUUUUUGUGAUAAAUUCGUACUUUCAACUUUAAUGAAUUAACCAUGGAAACAAAACAAAGUAUUAGCGAAAAUGCUUCUGAGAGAGAAUCAAGUCUUUCAACCUGGGAAGAUGACGAUUUGAAGUUUGGAUGUGAGAGAUAUUCACCACUAAGAAAUUCUCAAAAGAAUGGAGAAAAAACAACAUUUGAAAAUUUGUCAACCACUAACAUUCCUGGAACACAUGGCCUAAGUAGAUCAUGCCAACUAACGAUGGAUAAUCAUAGUAGAACGCCUCGGGAUGUUAACCCUUUAGUAGAAUUGAAAAGAAAAAAACCGCGAGCUUCUGCGAGGGAAAGAAAUCUCCGGCGUCUGGAAAGUAAUGAACGCGAACGACUGCGAAUGCAUGGAUUGAAUGCGGCAUUUGAGGAAUUAAGAACAGUUAUACCACACAUUCAAGUAGAAAGAAAACUUUCCAAAAUCGAGACCUUAACUUUGGCCAAAAAUUACAUCAUGGCGCUUACAAAUGUGAUUUGUGACAUCAGAGGUGACGAAAAACCUUACAGAUUCGUUACAACAGAAAUGAGUGGUAGUGAUUGCGACGAAGAACAUAUCAGCGAUGAACAAGUUAGUGCCGCCGACGACUAUGAGAAGCAAGAUUCUAACCGCUAGAAUUAAUAGCAUAUUUUUUCUAUCAAAUUGAAAAAAAGGAAAAUGGUGUGAUAUAAUUUGCUGACUUUAUGCAAUUCUUACAAAUAUACAGUUUGUUUUUCAUUUAA